Messenger RNA from Aspergillus campestris IBT 28561, 2001 nucleotides. Its product is annotated as Zn(II)2Cys6 transcription factor. Lineage: Eukaryota; Fungi; Ascomycota; Eurotiomycetes; Eurotiales; Aspergillaceae. Gene Ontology annotation, biological process: positive regulation of transcription by RNA polymerase II. Gene Ontology annotation, molecular function: DNA-binding transcription factor activity, RNA polymerase II-specific; zinc ion binding; transcription cis-regulatory region binding. The record is from RefSeq and is a predicted model, not a curated record. Gene Ontology annotation, cellular component: nucleus. The coding region runs from base 1 to 2001 and encodes 666 amino acids. The transcript has 4 exons.
AUGUAUACCACCACCGCAUAUGCACCCAUGCCGCUUCGUGCGCAACCAAGCACUUCACGACCCAACAUAUUUCCGAUACAGGAUUCGACAAAUCCGCCUAUCCCAGGAUCCCCCGAAAAGGGCAAGCUUCGGCGCUCCCGAUCCGGCUGUUACACCUGUCGAGUUCGACGAAAGAAGUGUGACGAGGGUCGUCCUGCCUGCAAAGCUUGUAGCAGCCUUUCUGUGAAUUGCGAGUACACUCAACCCGCGUGGUGGUCAAGCGUAGAGCAGCGACGCAUACAAAAGGAGCGGAUUAAGAACAAAAUCCGGGAGACAAAGAUGCUCGAAAGGCGCCUGAAUCUGGAAGAACAAGUCCGACGUUUACUUCCAUCGCCGGCAAACGUCCAAUAUGAUUUUAGUCGACCUCCAGCUUAUGGUAGCCCCUAUGGUUCAUCAUACAGCUCUUACCUGCCUACUCCAGGCUUGACCGCAGGAUCUCCGCCUUACCCGUAUAACUCGGGCGUUUUCACCACUCUACCGGAAACUCCGCUACAAAAUACCUCGUCCUGGCAAAAUGCAGAUACCAAUUCAUUUUGCACCAUGGGAACAAACUUACAGCCAGUGCUCGCACCUGCCAGCAUUUCGCCUUGUGAUCAAGCGUAUCAGAGAUAUGAUCAACCUGCCCCGCCCAAUACCGACAAACCGUUAUCUGCUUAUUUGAAGGAUACCGAGUCACUGGACGAGCGUGAACGACUCCUACUCUAUCACUUCGUCGAUGAUGUCUUGCGAUUGAUUUUUCCAAUUCUGGACCUUCACAAAGCAGGCCCAGUCCGAGCGCGCGAGAUCCUUCAUUCCCUAGAGACUAACAAAUCCUACUACCACUGCUCGCUUAGCGUGUCUGCGAUCCAUCUCAAGACCAGCGCCCACCCCGAGGCUAAGAGCGUCGAGCGUGACAUAAUGCAGCAUCGAUACAAGGCCGUUUCGCAUUUGACCCGGGCCCUAGAAUCAGACAGCGGCCACGAUCAGAUUCUCGAUGCCACGCUCGCCAUGAUCUUUUUCCACUGCUCCGUGGGUGCCCCCGACGACCACCUGCCGGACAUCCCAUGGAACCAACACUUUAAGGCCGUCGCAGAUCUUAUCAACCAACUCGGACUGAUCGAUUCAUCACCCUACGCGGCUCUUCCUUUCAGCGUUUCUCUGACGGCGUGGAUCGACAUCCUAGGCGCCACCAUGUUAGGCAGAUCACCCCAGUUUGCCCACACAUACCGUACGAAGCAUCUUAGUGGAAUCUCUUCUGGACUGAAGGAAUUGAUGGGCUGCGACGACCGAGUGAUGUAUCUGAUCUCCGAGAUCGCAUGUUUAGAUUCAUUAAAAGGAUCAGGCCGUCUGGACGAGCUCAACAUUUCCCACCACGUCUCCGCACUAAGGGCGCAGAUUGACCAUACCGAGCCCGUCGACUUCCGGCUGGAAGACCCAUGUUCUGCUUCCGGCGAAAUCGACCCCGAAAAAUUGACCAUGAACAUGACGGCCAUUUUCCGCGUGGCGGCUCGGAUCUACCUGUACAGCCUGAUGCCAUCCUUCGACCGCAGCGAACCAAGCAUCUUCAACUUAGUGGAGGCGGCCGCCGACCUUCUACAGUCCAUCCCCACGGGACCCUACGGCUUCGACCGAUCCCUAGUCUGGCCACUGCUCGUGGUGGGGACAUAUUCGACCCCGGAGGGCAGUUUCCGCGGCAUUCUGGCCCAGCGAGCAACCGCCUUGGGUGAGUCAGGCGACUUUGGUAGCUUUGGGCGCAUGUAUCGCGUCCUACAAGAAGUCUGGAAGAUCGCCGACAACCCUCCCAUGACGCCAGCCUACACGACUCCCAGCAUGCUGUUGCCCCCAUCCGACCACUCCUACGACCAGCCGUUGUCAUUCGGCUCCAUCCCACAGGUCAAGACGAUGGGCCAGCCCGUCAAAAAACAGCCCGUCCACUGGCGAGACGUCAUGAAGCGCUACGGGUGGCGUUAUCUGCUCAUCUAG